Molecule: messenger RNA, 1473 nt
Organism: Sphaeroforma arctica JP610
Lineage: Eukaryota; Ichthyosporea; Ichthyophonida
Exons: 8
Coding region: 100-957 (285 amino acids)
Biological process (GO): L-phenylalanine biosynthetic process
Cellular component (GO): cytoplasm
Molecular function (GO): prephenate dehydratase activity; chorismate mutase activity
Source: RefSeq, a predicted model, not a curated record
GCUUGUGCAAAUACCAUGUACUUAUACUUUGUAUAGUGUAUACUACUUGUAUAUAAUACAUAUACACUUUUGUAGGUUAUUUUAUCUACACUUGCGAGAAUGACACCCACCGAGAAAUCUGUGGCUUAUCUGGGCAUCCCCGGGACGUACACAUACAUCUCUUGCACCGAGAAGCUGCCUGAUUACAAGUUAGUGCCUCGCCCGGGAUUUCGCGAAUGCUUGGAGGCUGUUGAAAAGGGCGAAGUGGAUGCAACCCUCAUGGCCAUUGAGAACUCCACAGCAGGUAGGGUGGAAGCCGUACAUCACCUACUGAGAGACACCUCGCUUGUAAUCACAGGCGAACACUUCCACAGUGUCAAGCACUGCCUACUGGCCCCAGAGGGAACGUCCUUGGACAAUGUUACGGAAAUUCUGAGCCACGAGCAGGCUCUGAAACAAUGCAAACUGUUUAUCGCGCGACAGGGAGCAACCCCUAUCCCUUGCUCGGGCACUGCAGUGGCCGCCAAGCUCGUUGCACAGUCUGAGGGUGGGAAUAAGGCAGUCAUCGCAGCUGAGCUGUGCGUUGAAUUGUACCAAUUGUCUGUCUUGAAGAGAGAUAUUCAGGACAUGAAGGUGAAUACGACACGUUUCAUCGUUAUCCAGAAGCCGCCACAGACACCGCCGCCACAGAUUGCGGGCAAGGCCUAUGGCACUAGCAUGCUAAUAGGUAGCAAUGACAACGUAGAUGGCUUGGAUGUAGUUAAGGUCUUUGACUGUAUCUCCGCCCAAGGAUUGACCGUCUCGAAAAUGGAAACAUACGCCGGAAAUAUACAGAUCAAACAGAUAUACAUAGAGCUCCGAUGUCACAGCGAAAGCGAUGCCUGCAGGAAAGCGUGUGCGAAUAUUGAGCUUAUAACCACGGUUAGACCUAUGGGAUGUUAUGAGUUGGCUGACAGGCCCUCCGACAUCUCAGCGUAAAUAGGAGGCAGUGUAAAUUUAGUAGAGUGACUUCUAUACGACAACUGGUGCGAAUGUAGCCCUAUGAAUGUGACGGGUGUAUGCUGUAGUUUUGCAUUGUUGUCUAGCCUAGUCUAACAGUACAGCGUGGAUGGGACCUGGAAAGCGGAGAAUGCUACUAAUGCAUAAAGCUGUCUCUGGGAUAACAAUUUUGAUACAAGAAUUGAUGCUGAGAUAAACUGCCUGUUUCGCAGUUCAAUUUUGGAUCUACAGUAUUGGAACAACCCAUGUACAACCAAACCACACAGUUAAUCAUGUCGCGAACUCGCAAUGCCCAGAGUAUAAGCUUACACCCGAUUAGGAGACCACGAAGGAUGUGCAGAAGGACAAGCUCGGCACCGAAUAUGGUUUUCACCUGCUUGAGAGAAAUACAUAGCCUUUUCAAUGAGAGUUUAUACUUAGUAACCACAAAUCAGAGCAUAUCACAUCUGCCAUGUGGCGCAAAAGCCUCACAUACUAAAGCAGGGCAAAGAGAUU